GAGAGAGAGAGAGCGAGCAGAAGCAAAGCCGGCAAACCCACCCGCCACGCACCCGGAUCUUUUUUGGAUUUCCUUGCGUCUCUCGUCCUCUGUUUCUAUAUAUUCUUCCUCUCUUCGCUUUGACAUCGCAAGAAAAGCAGUUGUAUUUUUGACCUCGGAUUGGAGUUCAGAGGCAGAGCCAACCACGUCCAAUCGCUUCAUCCGCAACGGUCCAUUGCUCGUCGAUCGUAUCUGACAAAGAUUUACAGAUUUUUACAGAAUCAUCCUUUAACCUCUUCUCUUCCUUCUCCUUCCUCAACAGUUUCUUUGUGCUUUAUUCGAGACUCUUUUUGUGGGUGGGUCUUUCUUAGAAAGAGCGCAAAAGGGCUCACAUGCCAUGUACAUAUAAAAUUCAAUUUCUUCCCUUUCUUUUCUCUCUCCCCAAAUAUAUUCAUUUUUUUUUUUGGACAAAUAAAAUCCAGUGAAAAACCCCCAACCCAACGGAGUUUGAUGUGUUUUACUUCGUCAAACCCCUUUGGGUUGAGCCCUCCAAAACUCCAGAUAUCUACGUUUUUCUUUCUUAUUCUUUGACUUUAAGUUUGCGUAAAAUUCAAGAUCUCUUAGAUAUUCUCAGCGUUUCCCUUUCUUUAUCUUUUGCGUGUAUAUGUAUAUAUAUGUGUCUGUAUAUUUUCCCCAAGGUUUUGUUAUUAGAGAUUGGGACCCCGAAUUCAGUUUUUGAACAGCUUUUGUUUCGGUAGGCUCUUGUUUGGACUGAAAGAAAAAAAAAAAAAAGAAGAAAGGGCGGGCGCAGCUGACCAUAUGUUUUUUCGACUGCAAUUGUUGAGCCUGGUAAUGUUAUUUUUGGCUGAUUUGGUUCUUGUCUGAUCUGGGUCUUUUGUAUUGCCAGCAGAUUCUUCGCCUGUCUGAGGUAAAGGCUUUCUUGAUCAUGCACUGAUAGCAUUUCUUAUUAUGGGCUGGCUUAGCAAAUUCUUCAAGGGCUCAAGCCACAAAAUUUCAGAAGGACAAUAUCAUUGGAAUGGGGGAUAUGGAGAGGAUGCAAUUGGGAAUGAUCCUUCGAGUUUAGGGGAUGCAUGGUCAGAAAUGGAAGAUAUUGAUCGUGCUAUUGCACUAUCCCUUUCAGAGGAGGAGCAUAAAAGGAAUAAUAUUGUUGAUAAUGAGUCUCAGUUGAAAGAAGAUGAACAACUUGCCAAAGCUAUACAAGAAAGCUUGAAUGUUGAAUCUCCAUCUCGAGAUGAAAAUGCUAAUAUUUAUCAACCUAUACCUUUUCCCCCUUCAACAGGGUUCAGGAUAUGUGCUGGCUGUAACACUGAGAUUGGUUAUGGAAGAUUCCUGAAUUGCAUGGGUGCAGUUUGGCAUCCAGAGUGUUUCAGAUGCCAUGCCUGCAAUCAACCAAUUUGUGAUUAUGAGUUUUCUAUGUCUGGGAAUUAUCCUUAUCACAAGUCUUGCUACAAGGAGCACUAUCACCCAAAAUGUGAUGUCUGCAAGCAUUUUAUACCAACAAAUGCUGCUGGGUUAAUUGAAUAUAGAGCGCAUCCUUUUUGGGUCCAGAAGUACUGUCCUUUUCAUGAGCAUGACGGGACUCCUCGGUGCUGUAGCUGUGAGCGAAUGGAGGUUGGUCUGCAUCAACAAAGGGAAACAAGAUAUGUUGCCCUAGAUGAUGGUCGAAAGCUCUGCCUAGAGUGUCUUGACUCAGCAAUAAUGGAUACUAAUGAGUGUCAGCCCCUUUACCUUGAUAUACAAGAAUUUUAUGAAGGAUUGAAUAUGAAAGUUGAGCAACAGGUUCCAUUACUCUUGGUAGAGAGGCAAGCACUGAAUGAGGCAAUGGAUGGGGAAAGAAGUGGCCAUCAUCACAUGCCUGAGACAAGAGGACUCUGCCUUUCUGAGGAACAAACUGUUAGCACUAUAUUGAGGCGGCCAAAAAUUGGAGCAGGAAACAGGGUUAUGGAUAUGGUAACAGAGCCUUAUAAACUCACCCGUCGUUGUGAGGUGACCGCAAUUCUAAUAUUAUAUGGCCUUCCCAGGUUGUUGACCGGUUCUAUUCUGGCUCAUGAGAUGAUGCAUGCAUGGCUUCGGCUUCAAGGCUACCGAACUCUAAGUCAAGAUGUUGAAGAAGGUAUCUGUCAGGUGCUAGCUCACAUGUGGUUAGAGUCCCAGAUAAUGUCCAUACCAGGGAGCAAUAUUCCGUCAACGUCAUCCUCCGCAUCACUUUCAAGAUCAUCAAAGCAGGGGACACGAUCUCCAUUUGAGCGGAAGCUAGGGGAGUUCUUCAAGCACCAGAUUGAAUCAGAUACAUCUCCAGUGUAUGGAAAUGGAUUUAGAGCUGGUAACCAGGCAGUCCUCAAAUAUGGUCUUCGAAGGACCCUGGACCAUAUCAGGUUCACAGGGACUUUUCCUUAUUAAAGUAUUGGGCCUGAAUUGGUUUCUGUUUACGAUUGUUUUACUAGAGUUAAGGUGGCCCCUUUAUAUUGGAACCUUAGUCAAACCAAUAGAAAUUAAUUACUAUGGGAGCAGUUAGAAAAUUUGAUUGUACACGUUGUAGAUGUAGUCAUUCCUGCACUCGCAAAGAAAAGUAAUAAAAAUUAUUGAUUAUUUAACUUA
Molecule: messenger RNA, 2598 nt
Organism: Diospyros lotus (date-plum)
Lineage: Eukaryota; Viridiplantae; Streptophyta; Magnoliopsida; Ericales; Ebenaceae
Product: protein DA1-related 1-like
Exons: 13
Coding region: 949-2400 (483 amino acids)
Molecular function (GO): ubiquitin binding
Source: RefSeq, a predicted model, not a curated record